CUCUUAGGCUCUCUUCUUUAGCUCUAUUGCUUUCUGAGCUCAUUUUGGCCUAUCAAUUCAAGCUCCUAACGGCAAUCUCGAGGCGGUGUCGAAAGGCGGUUUCCCAAGUGUUGCAUAUAGAUCUGUACUUUGAUUCCUAGCUAGGAAAUCAUUUUACACAGUCAUGUGGCAUGCAUCCCCUGCGUUAAUCUUGAUCAAUGUUUUCUUUCUUGGGUUGGGUGAAAGUUUGCUUGACAUCCACAGGAACACGUGGAUGCAUUGCACUUGAUGUUACCAUAUAUAUAUAUAUAUCUUCAACAAUUAUUGAAUACUAUCACUGUUCCCCUACAAACGAAAAUUCAAAACCCAACUCUUCAUCCUUUCUUUAUUUGAUGAAGAAACUAGAAUUCCACAAAACUUUUGAACAGUCACUUUCUGGAAGGGUUUCUAAAAGGUUUUCAAGAUUAAGAUUCCUGCUUUGGAAUCUAAAGCUUUGGGCUAUUUUCUUGUCUUUAUCCUCAGUUGUAACCGAUCGAAUUAAUGUCUGGCAUCUUUUUCCUCAUUUCCCCAAAGCAUGCAGAAAUGCUUUUAUUGUAUUCCUCGUCAACACACUCACAUUCUUGGAAACUCCUCUUUUCAUCCUAUCUACUUUUCUACAAAAGAACUAGCUACUAUAUCGUUCCACACCCUCAUUCUUCCAUCUAGAAUCGAACCAGCCUGGAAAUUUAUUUAUAUCAAAUCGAUUCAAUUAUAUUAGUUCUGUUUAGUUUUCGGCCUUACCUGAAUCCAACACCCUUUUUUAUUUGUGAGAGGAAAACUCUUGGAUGUAAAUCCAAUGUAUAUGAGAGAGAGAGAGAGAGAGAGAGAGAGAGAGAGAGAGUAUGAUGGUGGUAAAUCAGUUGGCAGGUGUUGGAAUGAGAUUAAGGGGGUUGUUAAAGUGGAGCCAAAAAGCAUAAACCUUUAGACGUGUGUUGUCUCAUUGUAGGUUGAUUAAUACUGAACCCGCUUUGGCUCCUGUCAAUGUCUGCUAAAUCGGUUGGAUGGCUACCCCACACCAUGACAAUUUUUCAAAAGUACCCCGUGUGCCUGAGUCAUCGAAUCCGACUUAUUUGAUAUUUAUAUCGCGCCCGUAGUUUUCUCCCUCGUUUCUUUGUGUACUUGCUUUUCAAAUCAUACUUUGUUUUUUUGCUAAGUAGUCCUACUUUCGUUCAAAAGCGACGUUUUUCUUAUUAAGCUACUGCUUCCCUUUGCUGCAAAUCAUUUAUUAACACCUGUACCUCAAUGACCUUGGUAGACUUGUUCACACAAACAAAGUUAUAUAUUUUUAUACGUUGAUAGUGACCAUCUUUUCUCCCUUGUAUAUGGAAUUGGUACUUUUUUUCUUCAUCUUGACCCGACUUAUACAUGGGCGGUCGAGUGGCUGGGUUAUAGGUCAACUCAGCUAGGGUUGUUUUAAGUGUCUCCCUUAUUUUAUUUUAUCUUUUUGCUAAGUGUCUCCCUUAGUCAUUAAUUGUGUUCAUAUAUUCUAACAACUCUUAGAAAUUAGCAACUAUGAAGUUACUAGGUUCUAGGCAAAUUCCGCGUUAAAUAUUUUAAGAUAGAUUCCGUUCAACACGCUUGAAAUUUUAUUAAAUUAUAAGUAAUACUUUUCACAUUUUAAAAAACGCAUUAACCUUUUAUCGGUAAAAAAAUAUUAAUCAAUUUUUAUUGUUUUAUAAGAUUUUAGAAGUAUUUCAGUGUAACAUAAAUCUAAUUUCUUAUGAAAUAAUCUAAUAUAAUUUUUGAAUAAUAAGGAAUAGAAAUGGUCAGAGUAAUUUUUAAAAAUUAAAGAUAUGGUAUGUAUUUAUACUAAAUAUCAAGAGGUGUGAGUGUAAUUUAUUUAAUAUUUUAUUUUAUAUAUUAUGUGAGAAAUGGUAAUGCAUUAAAUUGCAUGCUUACUUUAUUACCAUAAACAUUUGAAGAAGAGGAGUGUUUCUUUUCUUUUCUUUUUUUCUAGUUAAUUAGAAGUGAAGCCCAUUACCUAGGAAUGAUAUAGCAGUUGGGUAGACUAGUACGGUCCGACACUACCCUAGUCUAUGAUUGUUAAGGCUGCAUUUGUGUCUCUGAUAAACUUUGGUUCAAGCAUGAGAGGACCUUUAUAAGAAUAUUACAAACGUAUCUAAUUUAUAAGAGAAAAAAACGUAAUUCUUUUAUCAGGGAUAAAUACAUCGCACUUGGAAUUUCUACAGUUCACAUCGUCUACGCAACAUGGCAACGUGGCAUAGAGAUAGCCGAUUCCAGACGUCUUUUGAGUCCAGAAAUAUUAGAAACGUUGUGAUGAAGUACAAAAAUAAUGCAAUUAUAUGCCACCUAAAUUAAACGCUUUUCUUCCUUUGUUCCCAAAAUGAAUAAAAGUUAAAAGCGUUCCUUAUUCCCUCAUCUCCCCUUGCUGGGUGGGACCUACAAGUUAGCAUUGUGAGAAGAAACCUGGAGAACAGAAGCAGAUGCAUGAACCUACGUACCCUCGAGUUAGGCAAUGGUUAGACGGUGACAUAGCGGUUGUCGGCGCAGUUUAUCUUCUUCAGUGAAUCGGUGAAAUCCACUGCAGCCGUUGGAAAUUUUAAGCUCACAAACGUUGCAAUUUCAGACGGUAAAUACAUGACCAAGUGAUGAAAGGUUCAUUACUUCAAAAAAUUCUGGACCCCCAGAUUAGAUGGGCCUUUCAGUAACUUAAAGCCCAGAGACUAUGAGGGGAAACUUUGCGAAGCUUUGUCGGGCAAUGGGAUUUCGAAGAUCAAUGUCCAAUGGGCAAAAUAUUGAAUCGAUCUCAAAAGCUAAGCAUGACAAGGAUAGUGGUGAUCACACUGCAACAGACCCAAGUGAUCUGGAUGCUUCAGAUACAAUUUAUAGCGCUUGGUUGAAUGAACACCCUUCUGCAUUGAGAUGUUUCAAAGGGAUGAUGAGCACUGCCAAGGGGAAGAAGAUCAUCGUGUUCUUGGAUUACGAUGGCACCCUCUCGCCAAUCGUAAAUGACCCUGACCGCGCUUUCAUGUCUGAUAGGAUGCGCUCUGCGGUACAUGAAGUUGCUAGGCGAUUUCCAACAGCCAUAAUUAGUGGUCGAAGCCGAGACAAGGUGUAUGAAUUUGUACAAUUAGAUGAGGUAUACUAUGCUGGAAGCCAUGGUUUGGAUAUAAGGGGUCCGCCACUGCAGCUGAAGUCUUAUGAUGCCAAGUACCAAACCAGAGCUCUCGAUAAAAAGGGGAAUGAAUUUACCAUCUUCCAACCUGCACAGGAGUUUUUGCCUGCAAUCCAACAGAUGUUGAAAGAAUUCGAGAAGAAAACAUCUGAAAUACAGGGUGUCGUGAUAGAAGACAAUAGGUUCUCCAUCUCUGUACAUUACCGGCAUGUCCAGGAGAAGGAUUAUGGCAUAUUACAAGAGGCGGUGCACUCUGUGCUUGCCAAAUAUCCAUGUUUUCACCUGACAAAAGGCUUAAAGGUCUUGGAAAUUCGGCCAUCAAUUAAGUGGAACAAAGGCCAUGCACUGGAAUAUUUACUUGAUACUCUGGGAUUCACAAGCUCCAGUAAUUUCCUUCCUGUUUAUAUUGGAGACGAUCAGACUGAUGAAGAUGCUUUCAAGGUUCUACAGAGUAAAGGAUUGGGAUUUCCGAUCAUCGUGUCUUCCAUCCCAAGGCACACCAUGGCAUCACACUCUCUACACGACCCAUCAGAAGUGUUGUCUUUCUUGAUACGUCUGGCAAGAUGGGGAGAGAAUUCUUCAAACUAGACCGCUUCUGCAAGGCCAGCUUUGGGUAUUACUAGGUCUCUUCUCUUGUACAUAAUAUUUGCAGAUAGAAGUUUUAUAUAUGGAUCAGGGAACCAAGAGAGAAGCCUCACCCUUUUGUUUUAUUUAAUCCGGUGCUUUUUGAGCCGGAAUGUAUGGUUCCCACGGGCAUGAAGAGGCUGUCUUCUUGAUAAGGAAAAACUCAAGUGCAGUCUCUAAACAGUUUACGUUUGAAAUGGAACUUAUCUGAUCCUUCUGUAAAUA
Diospyros lotus (date-plum) is the source of this 4003-nucleotide messenger RNA. Its product is annotated as probable trehalose-phosphate phosphatase 2. The transcript is spliced from 11 exons. NCBI's taxonomy places the organism in Eukaryota, Viridiplantae, Streptophyta, Magnoliopsida, Ericales, Ebenaceae. The coding region runs from base 2705 to 3742 and encodes 345 amino acids. Gene Ontology annotation, molecular function: trehalose-phosphatase activity. The record is from RefSeq and is a predicted model, not a curated record. Gene Ontology annotation, biological process: trehalose biosynthetic process.